CAUGGGGAAUGGGAGCAGUAACAAAGGUGUUGCGUUUAUAUUUUUGUUGAGUGUAUUUACAAUUCUACUUUGAUUAUUCAUAUAAUUGUUUGGCACUUUAUUUGCCAAAUUGUGGUAUGUGCCAAAUAUGGUGUUACAACAGGCUGCCAAAGUAUUGUGCAAUUUUGUUUUUUGCUUCUAUCAUAUGUUAUGAAUUAUAGACUCAAUUUAUAUCUUGUUUUUAUGCAUGUUAGAAAAAUAUAUUGCAAACUUUAUUUCUUGUCAAGUAUUGUGCGCCUUUAAAAGGAUGAUAAGAAAUGAGAGAUGGGAAUAACUUGCAGCAAAUGUUCCUGCUUCUAAAGACACCAGGAAUUUCUGUUUCCCGGUCAAAUAAACAACAUGGAAAAUUGAAAUAGCUUUGCAAUUAAUAUAAUCUGAUCACACAAAUAGACAAAUACAUUUGUUUUUCCUUGUGUUACGUUUACAAAGUCCAACAGGUUUGUAGCAGGGCAGUAAUGACUGCCUAAAUGUAACACUUAUAAUUAAGUGAUACAAAAGCCUCUCUCUCACAGACACACAACACACACAGACAGACACAGGUUUCCACCUCAUGCAGGGAGCAGCUGUUUGAUUAUCACUUGUUGGGACCUUUUUAAAAGCUCUGGAGGCAUGUUAAAUCGAGUACACCAAACAUGUCUUUGUUUGCUUAUUCACAACUUUAAACAUCUGAAUUGAAGUCCUGUCUGGACCACCAAUCCUGAAAUCACUUUACUUUGUUUUAUUAUAGCUAUAGAAACAGCUUUUUUAUUUUAUUUUUAGCUUUAGUCUAAUUUUAGUUUACUAAAUAUCAUAAGAUUACAGUAGGUUUAGUCAGCUGAACCUCCCUCCCCACCCUGGGUGGAUCAAAAUGUUUUUGUCUAAAUUUACUACACAAGGACUUCCAAACUCAUCCUGCCUUUCUACACAACUUCAUUAGUUAUAAUAGGAUCUUAUCUCUCCAGAACAAUUUUAUCUAAUUUUUAAGUGUCAUUACAUUUCAUCAUAGUUUUUGUCCUCGUGAAUUAGUUUUAAUUUAGCUAUCAUCUUUUCAUCAUUACUAAUACUAUUAUUCAACAAAAUUACCAUUCACUGACUGUCUUCUAAACCUGACAUUGCGUGAAUCCACCUAAUAGUAGCCCAAAUUGUAGAGUUUAGUAAUAAAAAAAGUGCUGUCAAAGUGCUCUGCCGACCUGAGCUUUAGCAAACAGUAGCAAAUGCAAUUUUGUAGUUAACCCCUUUCUUUGGGGAAAAAGUACAAAAUUUAAAAGUGGGCAUGGAACUGCUUGAGUUUAUUUUUUUUUUUUCAAUUUUAGAAAAAGUCUACAUUGAAGAAGUACUGUGGGACUUGGCCUCACCAGUUAUGCCAAAAAAAAAAAAAAAAAAAGGAGCUUACAGGAACUCAGUAUCUAAGGCAGAACCAAUAAGGGGACACCAUUUCCCACAGUGACAAGUUACAAUCUUCUACAGGAAAAACUGUAGAGCUGCAUUGUAGGAUAACUUAUUUUACUCCCCAGAGCAUGUUGUGCUCAUUGCUGCUCAGAAAUCGGAUAGACUCUUUUCUGUGAGUUGCUAAGACAAGUUUUUUUUUUUUUUUGGUUCUUGCUCCAGGUAUGUGAUUUUCUGUCUUUUCAACAUUUACAUUUUUAAGUUGACAUAUUCCAAGAAAACCAAACAAAUAUUAGAUUAUUUACAUCUUUCCAAAUCCAAGUUGACUGUGAAAAGUGUUGAAGAACUCUUUUCUACCCACAUUUGAUCCUGCAAUGCUUUCUUUUAGUCUCUAGAACAAGAAGUGGAUAAAAAAUGGAGUACAGAAGAAAAGUGCUUCUUGCUACAAUAAUUUUCAGAGCUGUCUGCUACAAAGUGACCGCACAGGAUACAAGAUUACUGGAUGUCCAAAAGACCAUAGAUGUUGUAGAUGACCAGUACAAAGGAUGCCGUGAUGAGGCCAUGAAGAAGUUCAUCGAGUCAGACGUGUUAAAACAAGAACUAAACAACAGUGAAGGAUUUCAGAAAGCGUGGAAUAAAAGUAUUGAGUGUUCAAAACAGAUUCCUGGAGGAAGAAAAGAGCAUAGUGCUGCACUUUCAGUCUAUCUUAAAGGAGACCGGCCUUUCAUACAAACACUGAACAAAGCAAUAGAGACAAUGGGUGGAAAUGUUAACAUUUAUGAAAACCACUUCCACUUCAAGUCUCUUCAUUUCCUGCUGAUGGACUCCAUGAGGCUGCUGAAGCCAAAGGAGUGCAAGAACUUUUAUGUUCUGCUAAGUGGUCAAAACCAACCACAGAAAGGCUCCACAGUGAGAUUUCCAAGUUUCACCUUAGCUCAUUCAAACUAUGAAGAGCCAAACAAUUAUUAUGAUCUGUUUGAGGACAUCAUUUUAAAUAUCAAAUCUUGUUUCUUUGUCAGUCUGGAAGAACACACUUGCACUAAAGCAGGGGAUACAUUUCUCUUAUCUCCAGCAGAGGUUUUCACUGUGGAUGGUGUAAAUAGCAAAACUGUGGAGGAUGGUCAAGAAUAUGUUGAGAUUGUUUUGAAACAUUCAGGACUGAAAAGCUCACACAACUGUUUUAUCUUUCCGAGGGUCUCAGGAGAACUGGAACCUUUCACAACUGUCACAGAGAGAGAUAGGUCUCCUCCAGCUGUUGUCUCCACCCUGUGGCUUGCGUCAGUGCUUGCGGCCUUAUCUUUGUUUUCUUUAACUGUUUAGCAAAAACAGUUAUCAUUCAGAAUUUUAUCAUCUACAAUGCUGCUUGGUUUAUUCUUACAGUUGUUUGGUACUUUGUCUGGCAGAUUGUGCUAUCUGCCAAAUAAGGUGUUGCAUUAGGCUACCAAAAUAUAAUCAAAUAUUGUUUUCUUUUUCUGUCAUAUGUUAAAAUUAUAGGCUGAAUUCAUGGAUAAUAUGCGUUAUAAUUUCAAUGAUUCUUGUUAAGCAUUGUGUGCCUUUAAAAGGAUGAUAAGAAACAAGAGAUGGGAAUAACUUGCAGCUUUUCCCAGCUGGAUUCAGACUGGGUAUUCUGGAGGCACCUUUAACUCCCACAGCCGGAGUGUUUCCAGGAUUUUGUCAAUGGGCUGGCACGAGAAGACCAAGAACAAGGCAGAGUGACACAUAGAAAAUCAGAACGUUUAUUAAAAAUUUAUAAAGGGGUGCAGAAAAUUGGCAUAAAAUACACUGGGUUCAAUUUUCAGGCUCCUGAGCACAGCCAAUGCCGCCUAUCAAUGAACUGUGACUGUGAUAGAAAAACUGAAAUUUUCUAUCCAUAAAACUAAAUUCAACAUCAAUUUCUUUAUUGAACUUUCUCUCAACUUUAGUGAACUUCUUCACUUUUUACAUUUUCCUCAGUGACGAUUUUUCAGGGAGCGGAUUUUUACGAUAAAUAUGUCGACACAUGUCGUCAGUGUGUUUCCUGAGUUAGUGAUUAUCUUCCUGCUUCUAAAGAAACCACACCUUGAUGUAUCUUUCCAUUUCUCUGACAAAUAAAGAGCAUAUAAAAUGUAAAAUGCUUUGCAAUGAAUUUAAUCUUAUCACACAGACAUUUCAGACAUCAGGAAGUUUUUUUUCUUAUGUUACAAUUGAAAACAUAUUACAUCGCUGGUUCAGCAGCAGGGUGAUAACUAUUGUCUAAAUGUAAGACUCAUCAUUAAGCUACACAUCAAUGAAAUAAAAGCAGAUUGCGCACACACACACACACAUACACACACAUUCGCUGUAAAGGCUAAAUGUUAUUUAUAUUCAUCUGUGAGGCUCCAGUUCAUUUUUUAUAAAGUCUGCAUUGAAGAGGUACCUAGGUAUUUGCCCCCAUGAGCUAUACUGAAGCCAUGCUAGAUCAGAGAUAUAAAGGUAAUUUAUGGUCGAGCUUAAAGGGGCUAAACCUGAACCAGCUUACAGGAACACAGUAAUGUUCCUCACUAAAGCAGAAAGCAGAAAAAGUUACUUUCUUACACAGGAAAGACUAAAGGGCUGCGCUGUAUGAUAACUUGUUCCAGUUCCUCAAACCCUCGCUUUCGCUUUCCUGCAGUUUGAUGGGCCCCUUGCUGUUCUCCCUGCUUCAGGUAAGUUUUUAGUCUUUUCAGUCUUUUAGAUUUUGUCACUUCCAAGUUUCUGGACCAUGUAAAGUGUUACCGAACUUUCUCUAUCCAUAUUUGAUGUUUCAGGACUUUCUUGCACUCUGUAGAAGACAAAGAGGC
Molecule: messenger RNA, 4202 nt
Organism: Haplochromis burtoni (Burton's mouthbrooder)
Lineage: Eukaryota; Metazoa; Chordata; Actinopteri; Cichliformes; Cichlidae
Product: ecto-ADP-ribosyltransferase 5
Exons: 4
Coding region: 1819-2724 (301 amino acids)
Molecular function (GO): NAD+ poly-ADP-ribosyltransferase activity; NAD+-protein-arginine ADP-ribosyltransferase activity
Source: RefSeq, a predicted model, not a curated record